Messenger RNA from Tachyglossus aculeatus (Australian echidna), 1209 nucleotides. It is a transcript of the gene HES1, whose product is annotated as hes family bHLH transcription factor 1. Gene Ontology annotation, cellular component: nucleus. Gene Ontology annotation, biological process: negative regulation of neuron differentiation; Notch signaling pathway; regulation of transcription by RNA polymerase II. The coding region runs from base 35 to 883 and encodes 282 amino acids. The transcript has 5 exons. The record is from RefSeq and is a predicted model, not a curated record. Lineage: Eukaryota; Metazoa; Chordata; Mammalia; Monotremata; Tachyglossidae. Gene Ontology annotation, molecular function: RNA polymerase II cis-regulatory region sequence-specific DNA binding; protein dimerization activity; DNA-binding transcription factor activity, RNA polymerase II-specific.
CUUCCUCCUGGAACACCCUCCCUCUCCGAAGAAGAUGCCGGCGGACAUAAUGGAGAAAAACUCCUCCUCCCCCGUGGCUGCCACCCCAGCCAGUGUCAAUACGACGCCCGAUAAGCCAAAGACCGCGUCCGAGCACAGAAAGUCAUCUAAGCCCAUCAUGGAGAAAAGAAGAAGAGCGAGAAUUAACGAGAGUCUCAGCCAGCUGAAAACACUGAUCUUGGAUGCACUUAAGAAAGAUAGUUCGAGGCAUUCCAAACUGGAGAAGGCCGAUAUUCUGGAAAUGACAGUAAAGCAUCUCCGGAACCUGCAGAGAGCCCAGAUGACCGCGGCCCUCAGCUCGGACCCCACGGUGCUGGGCAAGUACCGGGCCGGCUUCAGCCAGUGCAUCAACGAGGUGACCCGGUUCCUGUCCACCUGCGAGGGCGUCAACGCCGACGUCCGCACGCGGCUGCUGGGACACCUGGACAGCUGCGUCGCCCACAUCAACGCCAUCGGCUACCCGGCGCACGCCCCCUUCGGGCACACCCUGGUACAGCUCCCCGGGACCGCCGCCGCCGCCGCCGCCGCCGCGCCCCCUGGCGGCGGGGGCGGAGCCGGCGGAGGAGGAGGAGGAGCAGCAGGAGCAGCAGGAGGAGGAGGAGCAGGAGCAGGAGGAGCAGGGAUGCCCUGCAAGGCCACCAGCCCCAACCCGGACCCCGGGAAGAUGCUCGGCGGCUUCCAAGUAGUCCCCGCCCCGGACGGCCAGUUCGCCUUCCUCAUCCCCAACGCGGCCUUCGCGCCCAACGGACCCGUCCUCCCCCUCUACCCCCACAGCGGCCUCCAUCCCGCGGGGCCCAGCGCCCCCUCACCCAUCACCGCCGACUCCGUGUGGAGGCCCUGGUGAACCUCCUUCCACACUCUCCAAUCCAACUCCCACCCCCAGGCUCCCAGCGCUCCGUCACCCAUCACCGCCGACUCCGUGUGGAGGCCCUGGUGAACCUCCUUCCACACUCUCCAAUCCAACUCCCACCCCCAGGCUCCCAGCGCUCCGUCACCCAUCACCGCCGACUCCGUGUGGAGGCCCUGGUGAACCUCCUCCCACACUCUCCAUUCCCACUCCCACCCCCAGGCUCCCAGCGCCCCGUCGCCCAUCACCGCCGACUCCGUGUGGAGGCCCUGGUGAACCUCCUUCCGCACUCUCCAUUCCGACUCCAACCCCCAGGCUCCCAG